AGAGAAAGAGGUACGAGCCUUGCGGGCGGUGGCCCCUCGUUGCCCCCCCCCCCCCCGCUGGUGACUGACAGAUAACGGUCUCGCCUCGCGGGCUGCCCUCUUCGUCGCCGCUUCCGGCGAUUGCGAGCGGGAUGGGGGCUCAGGACCCGGGAGGACGCGGCCGUGAAGCUGCCCCGUGUUGCUCGGGGGCUAGCCUGUAAGAAGCACGCUGCGGAGCCUUAGAAAGCGUAAAGGAGAGAUUUAGAGAGUCGUCUUUGAAACAAAAAGGCCAAUGGAAAUGGCCAGUGUGCUUUGUAACAGAGCUAGACUGGUGACGUACCUGCCAGGAUUUUAUUCUUUGGUUAGAAGGGUUGUAAAUCCCAAAGCUUUUUCCACAGCAGGAUCAUCUGGCUCAGACGAGCCUUCUGUAGCAGCUGCACCUCCUGAUAUAUGUCCGAGAACUGUGUGGCCAGAUGAAGCAAUGGGGCCUUUUGGGCCACAGGACCAGAGAUUCCAGCUACCGGGUAACAUAGGUUUUGACUGUCAUCUAAACGGCACAGCAUCUCAGAAGACAACGCAAGUCCACAAAAGAUUGCCUGACGUUUUAGUGGAGCCUUUGGCGAGCGAGAGGCAUGAGUUUGUGAUGGCUCAGUACAUCAAUGAGUUUCAGAGCACUGAUGUUCCUCAUAAACAAGAAGUUAAUAAUGCAAAAGCAUACUUUGAAGCUGCCAAGGUAGAAUGUGCAAUACAAACAUGCCCGGAACUAUUGCGCAAAGAUUUUGAGUCCAUGUUUCCAGAAGUGACUUCCAAUAAUCUAACCAUACUAACAGUAACUCAGAAAACUGCAAAUGAUAUGACUUCCUGGAGUGAAGAAGUUGAAAGUGAGCGAGAGACUCUCAUAGAAAAUUUUAUCAAUGGUGCCAAGGAAAUUUGCUGUGCUUUGUCCGCUGAAGGCUAUUGGGCAGAUUUCAUUGACCCAACUUCAGGAUUGGCAUUUUUUGGCCCUUAUACAAAUAACGCCCUUUUUGAAACGGAUGAACGGUAUCGCCAUUUAGGAUUUUCCAUCGAGGACCUUGGCUGCUGCAAAGUUAUUCGUCAUAAUCUCUGGGGAACACACGUGGUAGUAGGAAGCAUUUUCACCAACGCUGCACCUGAGAGCCCUAUCAUGAAGAAACUGAGAGAGAAUUAAUUGCAUGGCACCAUGUUGUUGUCUCUUAAGCACUGGUCAAUAAACACUGUUGGGAAAAAAUCAAGUGUUAAAUUACACAGAUUUGAAGGGUUUGUUUUUUUUUAAAUCUUAUUUAUUUUAGGCAGUGGGUUGUAUGCAUUCUCUACACAAUCUGUUAUGGUAGCUUACCUUUUUAUUUAAGAAGUGUGUAUAUGUAAUGCUAAGGCCAUUUUCCCUGUUAUAAACGAAAUUAAUACUUUGGAACACGAAUCUUUGACAUUAUAAUGCCAUUUCCAUCAGUAUGUCCCUGACCAAAUCUGUAGUUUAGGAAAUUAUAAAAUAUUUUAUAAAUUGCAGAUAAUGAAGAUUACAAUUAAGUGAGGAGUUGUUUAAGUUUGAACAAAAGCGGUCUUGAGAGAACAUUCACAGUUGUACAACUAUCUAGUAUUAAAGAAAACUAAUUACAAUCUUA
Messenger RNA from Heteronotia binoei (common prickly gecko), 1619 nucleotides. RefSeq names its product metabolism of cobalamin associated D (gene MMADHC). The record is from RefSeq and is a predicted model, not a curated record. Lineage: Eukaryota; Metazoa; Chordata; Lepidosauria; Squamata; Gekkonidae. Gene Ontology annotation, biological process: cobalamin metabolic process. The coding region runs from base 272 to 1168 and encodes 298 amino acids. Gene Ontology annotation, cellular component: mitochondrion. The transcript is spliced from 8 exons.